CAGAAAACUUUGUAGGGGAAAUAGCCAGAGACAAUCACAGCUCAACAGCUUUUUAACUCAUCUCUCACUCUCAGAUCAUUCCUGUUUCAUACAUCUCUUCUCUCUCUCUCUUCCCUUCUCAACUUGAGAGUUUGGGAGAAAGAAGAAGAAAAGGUUUGAGAUUUGUUCACUAUAUCAUCUUUAUUCUCAACCCACCUGAGUUUCUCCAUUGCUUUCAUGUGAGAUCUUCUGUUUUUCUUCAUUUAUUUAUCUUCUCUGGAUUCGGAUCUAGCAAUAAGAAACUAGUUUUGGUAAAAGGUGUUUAUCGUUCAGACAACAACAACACUCAGAAACAGAAUCUUUAAUCUUCUUCUUACCCUUAGAGUCUGGAAAGAGCAUCUCUUCUUGUUCUCUCCUCCUUUAGAUUCUCUUAUCUUAUUAGAUGCUUAUCAUCUCUCUUUCUCUCACAGAUUCCUUUUGAAAAAUGCCAUCUCCAUAGAUUAAAGUCCCCAACUCUCUCUCACCUCUCUCUGAGUUCCACCAUUAUUACACAAUCAAAACCUCUGUUCUUUGUUCUUUAAAUUCAAUCAAGAACCGUUGAAAAAAAGAAGAAGAUGAGCAGAGGACUCGAAGUUAUGUCACCAGCAACAUACAUAGAGACAUCAAACUGGUUGUUCCAAGAGAACAGAGGAACCAAGUGGACAGCUGAAGAAAACAAGAAGUUCGAAAACGCUUUAGCCUUUUACGACAAAGACACGCCCGACAGAUGGUUCAAAGUCGCAGCUAUGCUCCCCGGCAAAACAGUCGGAGAUGUGAUCAAACAAUACAGAGAACUAGAGGAAGACGUCAGCGACAUCGAAGCUGGUCUUAUCCCGAUCCCUGGUUACGCCUCCGAUUCAUUCACACUAGAUUGGGGAGGCUACGACGCCGGGAACAAUGGGUUCAACAUGAACGGAUAUUACUUCGCCGCCGCCGGAGGAAAGAGAGGAUCCGCCGCGAGAACAGCGGAGCAUGAAAGGAAGAAAGGCGUUCCAUGGACAGAAGAAGAACACAGACAAUUUCUGAUUGGUCUGAAGAAAUAUGGAAAAGGUGAUUGGAGAAACAUAGCUCGAAACUUCGUGACCACACGGACGCCAACACAAGUAGCUAGUCACGCUCAGAAGUAUUUCAUCAGACAAGUCAACGGCGGCAAAGACAAACGCCGAUCAAGCAUCCAUGAUAUCACCACCGUCAACGUUCCUGACUCUCCUGAUACAGGUGCAGCUGAUACCUCAACCGCAAACGCUCCAUGUUCACCCCCGUCACUAGGAGGAAGCCAGCGAGAGGCAUCUGAUCAAUGGGAAGGUCAAACGAUAUAUGAUGAAACUUCAGCUGCGUUUUACAAUCAAAACGCGUUUCAAGAAACGCUCCUUGGAAUGUCGUCAACGCCGUAUAUGGCAAAACUGCAGGAGCAAAGUUUUCUAAACGCAUCGCAAUUUGAAUCGUACAAUGCAUAUCUCCAAAUGUAGCACAAGGUGAAGAUCUCGGGGAGGUUACCGAGUUAAUAAUGAUUAAUAAUUUUUUACUCUUUUGUUUUUAUUGAUCGGCGUGCAUAUACAAAAAUACUGCUCUCAUGUUUCUUUUCGAAAUAUUUUUUGUUUAUUUUUGUGGUUAAUUUAACGAGCAUUUCAGCAAA
Molecule: messenger RNA, 1654 nt
Organism: Raphanus sativus (radish)
Lineage: Eukaryota; Viridiplantae; Streptophyta; Magnoliopsida; Brassicales; Brassicaceae
Product: transcription factor DIVARICATA
Exons: 2
Coding region: 594-1487 (297 amino acids)
Molecular function (GO): DNA binding
Source: RefSeq, a predicted model, not a curated record